Paecilomyces variotii is the source of this 2313-nucleotide messenger RNA. Its product is annotated as kinase domain-containing protein. Gene Ontology annotation, biological process: protein phosphorylation. The record is from RefSeq and is a predicted model, not a curated record. Bases 1 to 2121 code for a protein of 706 amino acids. NCBI's taxonomy places the organism in Eukaryota, Fungi, Ascomycota, Eurotiomycetes, Eurotiales, Thermoascaceae. Gene Ontology annotation, molecular function: ATP binding; protein kinase activity. The transcript has 2 exons.
AUGGCAGAGCCAACAUCAUUGUGGUGGCCGGAUGAGAGGGUGAAGGCAACGCUGACGGCGGAAUAUGUUGCCUCCAGUCUCAGACCCGAAAGUCAGGACCGGCUCUUCUCCCUGCCACCGUGGGGAGAGGGCCUGACGAGUGAGACCUAUCUCGAUUGGAUUCUGACAAAGGCCGGCAAGCUCUUCCUCAUCCUUCUCGACAUCGGAAUCCCAGAUCGCAUCUUUGCGCUCGUCGACCAGUCCUACGACGACUCCGAUCUCCCCAUUGCGGCGCAUAGCGUCGACCUCCUCAAGCUCUCGCCGGAAGGAGAAUCGCCUGCACUAGAUACCAAAUUCUUCCAUGCGCAGUGGAGGUUCUUGGUGCGCGGAAUUCACGAAGGCGAGCACGUCAAGUAUACGGAAAACGAAGGCGUUCCGGUGGAAUUGCUACGGACCGGGCUGACGAGUACGAACAAGGACGGAGUCGAGAAGGUCGUCCUGUCGGGAGCGGUAUGUCGAGUGUUCUUGCGGACUCAAGUCAAAGUCGGGGAAGCUCCUCAUUUCCUUGACGAAAGCGAGGUGCUGGACGAAAUCCACUCCCUGCGAAGGCUCGCCCAUGAGCAUGUCUUCUCCGUGUAUGGCUCCUAUUUCGUGGACGACAGCAUCUCCGUUCUCUUCUCGAGACCCCAUGAGCGCACACUCGGGGCCUUCCUGACCGAUGUGCCUCAGAGCUUCAAACGCCUUCCCAAACCGCAACGGAGACAGAUACUGAUCAAUUGGCCGCACUGCUUGGCGAACGGCCUGGCAUGGCUUCACGCACAAGGCCAUUCCCACGGCGCUAUUCGACCGUCUAAUAUUUUCAUUGACUCAACUCAUAACGUAUUCUUGGGACAUUUUGAGGCCCUGGAUACGCUAUUACCGCCAGGCAAAGUAAAUGACGUCGAAGCAUAUCAAUAUGCUGCUCCCGAGCGCUGGAUUCGCACCGCGGCUGUGCAGGAAACCGGAGUUUCGCGUACUGCUCUUCCUUCUGGAGGGAGGACAGCCAGGCGACAAUCGAAUUCCAACAUUGUAAAAGACAGUGUCGCCAAGCUAACACAGGCUACGCGCUCGAGCAUGGCUUCAGAUCUCACCCGGCCCGUGUCAAUGGUCUCGGCCAGUUCAUCAGCUGCCUCGCAAGCCACUGUUAUACGAGUGGGCUUCCCUGGCUCGCCGAGGAGAACGUCAUACGCCCUUUCUUCGUCUUCCUCUGGCUCCAGUAACAAUGGCUACUCUCGCAAACACGCUAUUUCGUCUCUCAAGAGGCCCAUCUUUUAUGCUCCGUCCAUCGCUUCCUCGAAUUCAUCCGACUCGUCAGGCCGCCCUGUCACGACUGUGUCGAACCCAGUUGGUCUGGCGGCGCCCAAUUCAAAAGUAGCCGUUGUCCAAACCUGGCAAUCUCACCAGCUUGAUCCUCAGCGCUCAGAUAUCUUUUCCCUAGCUGCAGUGAUACUGGACAUCUUUACCCAUCUUUGCAAACGGAAGAUAUCCGCUUUUGUGCAUCACCGGGGGGCGAAGAACAGAACUCCAGGCCGCGGAGGAGGCGUGGCAGAUGCCUCAUUCCACCUGGAUAAAAAUCUAGGCCAAGUGGGCUCAUGGAUUACUCUUCUCGACCACGACGCCAAAAAGCGUCGGGAUCCUAUUUUCAGGGCCCUGAAGCCAAUGUUAGCUGUCGUCCGCGACAUGCUGGCAAGAGAACCAGAGAAGCGCCCUACCGGAGCACAAGUUGAACGCAGAUUCGCCAGAGCCAUCAACCACUUGACAGGAAUCGUGCAGCUCCACUGCGUAUGCAAGGAACCUCCCCCCUUAGUCCAGCAGGAAGCACGAGAACCGAAGCCAGAAGUCAGCGAAGAGCCUCCUCCUCCCAUUGGAUCUCCAAUACCGGAAUAUCCAGAAUCACCUAUCUUAUCUGGCGACAAAGGGCCCGUGGAUAGUGUGAAGAGGAUGGAAGGACCCGCCAGCGGUCCUCCUUCGCCUGCAUCUGUAGCGGAGUUCGACUUUGGCCUAGACGAGACAGGAACAGGAUACAUCGAUACCAGUGACACAGACAAGAGUCCCUGGCUCAGUAUGGCAAGUCGCUUUCAGGUGACUUUUCGAAGAUGGUGACUAGUCCCACAAGGCUGAUUUCGCAGAUACGGAAAAAGUCACCUCUGUCGAAAGAGCAGCCCUGAUGGGCAGAAUUCACAUGACCAAUUGACCUUUUUUUUUUUUUUUUUCAUAUAAUCUCACACAUUCUAACCUUCAUACUGGAGACGCUACUUUUAUUUCCUUUGUUACUUUUCUUCUCCUUCCCUUCCC